Galeopterus variegatus (Sunda flying lemur) is the source of this 1905-nucleotide messenger RNA. It is a transcript of the gene DEAF1, whose product is annotated as DEAF1 transcription factor. Gene Ontology annotation, molecular function: DNA binding; DNA-binding transcription factor activity, RNA polymerase II-specific. The coding region runs from base 1 to 1473 and encodes 490 amino acids. Gene Ontology annotation, biological process: regulation of transcription by RNA polymerase II. The transcript is spliced from 12 exons. Gene Ontology annotation, cellular component: nucleus. Lineage: Eukaryota; Metazoa; Chordata; Mammalia; Dermoptera; Cynocephalidae. The record is from RefSeq and is a predicted model, not a curated record.
AUGGACAUGGGAGCCGACGCCCUGCCCAGCCCUGAAGAGGCCGCCGCCGCCGCCGCCUUCGCAGAGGUGACCACGGUAACGGUGGCCAAUGUGGGGUCCUCUGCGGACAAUGUCUUCACGACGUCAGUGGCCAACGCGGCGUCUAUCUCAGGACACGUUCUGUCUGGCAGGACAGCCCUUCAGAUUGGGGACAGCCUGAACACCGAAAAAGCCACGCUGAUUGUUGUCCACACAGACGGGAGCAUCGUGGAGACCACUGGCCUGAAGGGUCCAGCAGCCCCCCUCACCCCAGGUCCUCAGUCUCCUCCAACUCCUCCUGCUCCUGGCCAAGACAAAAGUGGAACCAAGUAUAACUGGGACCCGUCUGUGUACGACAGCGAGCUGCCCGUGCGGUGCCGGAACAUCAGUGGCACCCUGUACAAGAGCAGGCUUGGCUCAGGAGGCCGGGGGCGGUGCAUCAAGCAGGGGGAGAACUGGUACAGCCCGACCGAGUUCGAAGCCAUGGCUGGCAGAGCCAGCAGCAAAGACUGGAAGAGGAGCAUCCGCUACGCGGGCAGGCCCCUUCAGUGCCUCAUCCAGGAUGGGAUUUUAAACCCGCAUGCUGCCUCUUGCACCUGUGCCGCCUGCUGUGAUGACAUGACUUUGAGUGGUCCAGUCAGGCUCUUCGUGCCUUACAAAAGGCGCAAGAAGGAGAACGAAGUGCCCACAGCCCCCGUGAAGAAGGACCCCUCGAAGAACAUCACGCUGCUUCCAGCAACAGCUGCUGCCACCUUCACCGUGACCCCCUCGGGACAGAUCACUACCUCUGGGGCACUGACCUUUGACCGUGCGUCCACUGUGGAGGCCACCGCUGUCAUAUCGGAGAGCCCGGCCCAGGGCGACGUCUUUGCGGGAGCCACGGUGCAGGAGGCUGGUGUGCAGCCCCCCUGCAGGGUCGGCCACCCCGAGCCUCACUACCCCAGCUACCAGGACGGCUGCCAGAUUGCACCAUUUCCAGAAGCUGCGCUGCCAACAUCACACCCCAAAAUAGUGCUGACCUCCCUGCCUGCCCUGGCCGUCCCACCCUCCACCCCCACCAAAGCUGUGUCCCCCACGGUGGUCAACGGGCUGGACAUGUCAGAACAGCGGAACUGGUUGUACCUGGAAGAGAUGGUCAAUUCUCUGCUCAAUACGGCGCAGCAACUGAAGACAGUGUUUGAACAAGUCAAACAGGCCAGCUCCUACCGAGAAGCUGCUAUGACCCAGGCCAAACUUCAGGCUGAUGCUGAGCGGAAAGAGCAGUCCUGCAUCAACUGCGGCCGGGAGGCCAUGAGCGAGUGCACAGGCUGCCACAAGGUCAACUACUGCUCCACGUUCUGCCAGCGCAAGGACUGGAAAGACCACCAGCACAUGUGUGGCCAGUCAGCAGCUGUCACCGUCCAGGCGGAGGAAGUGCACGUUGCUGACAGCGUGAUAGAGAAAGUCACUGUGUGAGGGGCUGCACCGGCCACAGUGGGAGCCAGGCCUCUGCACUGCCCUGAGGCUGUUGCAGGUCGAAGACUCCCUUGGACACUUUGUGGGGGGACAUUGAGGAGAAGUGGCAUUGCGGGAAGGUGGAGAGACUUGCCGGCAGCAUUACUAACAAACUCCUGAACUGUGCCCUUAGACGUGGACUCCUCCCCCCUGGAAACCCAGAGCAAGGCUAGUGGCCUCGUAAGGAUGGGCCGCCCUGCAGCGGCCAGGGAGAUGCCGGCCAGAGAGACGCCAGCUGGGGCGCCUGCCCUCUCGGUGCUCUUUUCUAUCCCUUGGAUCACGAGCAUCCAGUCUUGCCCACAGGUGUGCCCUGUGCAGUGACACAUGUACAUAUGUGUUAUGUCUGACGCGUGUACAUACAUGUCGUAUCUGUCAGUAAAGUUGUAAAUAGUC